This is a messenger RNA of Cucumis sativus (cucumber), 1300 nucleotides long. Its product is annotated as protein FANTASTIC FOUR 3. The record is from RefSeq and is a predicted model, not a curated record. Lineage: Eukaryota; Viridiplantae; Streptophyta; Magnoliopsida; Cucurbitales; Cucurbitaceae. Bases 237 to 1052 code for a protein of 271 amino acids. The transcript is spliced from 2 exons.
UCAGCCACUUCUUUCUUCAUCUUUUAACUCUCUUCUCUGUCCUCCACAAGCCAAGUAUCUUCAAUUCCAACCAAAACCCAUCUCAUUUUUUUUGUGUUCUAAUUUCAUACAAACUUCAAGGUUUCAAUCUUUUUGGCCAUUUCUUCGUACCCCAAAUCUCACUCUUUUCAUCUACUCUGUUUUUUUCUUCUUUCUUUUUAGAAUUUCGAAUCUCCAAUUUGUUUACACCCAAAAUAAUGUCGUCGAGUAUCUAUCAAGGGUUGCAAUCAUGUCUUGUGGAACCACGUGUUUUAAGGCUCAAAUUGUCUCCCUCCAAAUCCUAUUCUUCCCCGUCGCCGGCUGAAGAACAAGAUUCCGAUCACUCUGUUACUCAUUCUGACCCACAAAUUCAAACCCAUCUCAAAAUGGAACAGAAUCAACAGAAUCACACUGCCCGCGGGAAUGGUGUUGGUGGGUGGAGCUUUCUCCAAGCUCCGUCGGGUGUGGAUGGCCACCCUCCCGAAAAUCGAUAUGCUCCGACGAUGGCCCUCAGUCCGAAGAGCCUCGAAAUGUGUACUGAGAGUUUGGGCAGCGAGACCGGCAGCGAUGGUGGCAGUGAAACCGGCAGCGACGAGAAAAUGUCUCUGUUUUCGCCCGACGAAACGGAGACUUCUCCGUCGUUGGCCUCCGGCAGAAAGUCGGUUAGGCUUUCGAGGCUAGCAAAGAAACUCGCCAAACCCAGCUAUCCUCCACCGUUGACGACCAUGAGCGGGUCAAUGGGUGUGAAGGUGAAGCCUUAUAGGGAAGGCGGACGGCUAGUGCUGAAAGCGGUGUCGAUUCCAUCGACAAAGGCAUGUUUUGAGGUGGAGCGCGGCGGGGGAAGGCUGAGGCUGAGACUGUUGGAGCAUUGUUUUUUGUUGAAGAGUUUACGAGAAGGAGAGGAAGAAGUAGAAGAGCGGGAGGAGGAGGAGGUGGAGAGCGGCGGGCGACUGCGGAAGGGGAGGAGGUGCAAAGAAGGUGGAGGAGGAAGAAAAGAGUUGGUGAGUUGGGAGCCAUUUUUGGUGUCAACUUGAAGAACUUGAGGAUCUAUUAUUUUUCAUUUUAAAAUCUUCUUAUUUUCUGACUAUGAUGGCUAAAUAUCAUUAUAUAUUUUGUACGUUUGAUUUCGCAAUAUAUAUAUACAUAUAUAUAUAUAUAUGCUAAUUGCUAAUGGCAGUUAUUAUGGUUACUCUCUCUCUCCUCAAAAUGUUGUAUUCUCAAUUUACUAUUUCAACCAUCUUUAUCUCAAAAUAGUAAUGAAAUUGUGACAAUUAAAUCUUCA